UACAUUUGCCCGCUCUUCUCUUGCCCGCAGUAGCCAUGGCGGCCAUGAGCUUAUUACAGCGGGUUUCGGUCUCUGCAGUGGCCGCUCUGUCUGGCCGUCGCCUUGACGCUAGACUUGUAUUCGGGGGCUUCCUCACCCGUGACUUUCCGAAGACUGUCGCUCCUGUGCGACACAGUGGAGACCAUGGGAAAAGACUGUUUAUCAUCAAGCCUUCUGGAUUCUAUGACAGACGUUUUUUGAAAUUAAUGAGAUUCUACAUUUUGUUGACUGGGAUUCCAGUAGCAAUUGGCAUAACUCUGGUGAAUGUAUUCAUUGGUGAAGCUGAGUUAGCAGAAAUUCCAGAAGGCUAUACCCCAGAACACUGGGAAUAUUUCAAGCAUCCUAUAUCAAGAUGGAUUGCCCGAACUUUCUUUGAUAGUCCUGAAAAGAAUUAUGAAAGAACAAUGGCUAUCCUUCAAAUUGAAGCUGAAAAAGCUGAAUUACGGUUAAAGGAGCUGGAAGUACGAAGUUUAAUGCGUGUAAGAGGCGAUGGUCCCUGGUAUCAGUAUCUGACCAUUGAUAAGACACUUAUUGAUCAUUCUCCAAAAGCAACUCCUGACAACUAAUCUUUUAUUUCUCUAAAUACAAAGUAUAUUCUCUUUAGGCAAAACUAAAUUACUAGAUAUAUUCUGUAUUUUUUCUGUGUGAUGAAUAAAAUAUCCUGUUCAUUGCUCUAUUUCUCAA
Molecule: messenger RNA, 723 nt
Organism: Balaenoptera acutorostrata (minke whale)
Lineage: Eukaryota; Metazoa; Chordata; Mammalia; Artiodactyla; Balaenopteridae
Gene: NDUFB5
Product: NADH:ubiquinone oxidoreductase subunit B5
Exons: 6
Coding region: 36-605 (189 amino acids)
Source: RefSeq, a predicted model, not a curated record